AGCAUUUGACAAACUUUAAGACAUUUAAUAAAUAAAUACCGUUAUACGUUACUAUUGUGACUUUCUCCUCUAAUUUUUCAUUUAUUUUAAUAUGUAUACAUUUUAUUUUUCUAUUGUAGUAUACGUUAUGGUAUUGUAAAUAUACACUAUGACUGAGAUAAAAAAAAAUCGGUCAGCAAGUUCAUCAAAUAAUAAAAUAUGGUGGUUAACAUUCGGCAUUCUCUGCGGAGGAACAUUAUUGACUCGAUUUUACAAAGUUUUAGAACCUGAUCAUGUUUGUUGGGAUGAAACACAUUUUGGCAAAAUGGCGAGUUGGUAUAUAAAUCGAACAUUCUUCUUUGAUGUUCAUCCUCCGCUUGGAAAGAUGCUUAUAGCCUUGUCUGGAAAGUUGACAGGAUAUGAUGGCAAAUUUCCAUUUGAAAAACCUGGUGACAAAUAUGAUGGAGCUAGAUAUGAAGGCAUGAGAAUUUUUUGCACUACAUUAGGAGCUCUGAUAAUUCCACUUACAUUUUUAACAAUGUGGGAAAUGACUAAAUCAAUUGACUCCACUUUUAUUGGAACAUUACUGUUACUAUGUGAUGUCGGCUUUUUGACUCUUAACAGAUACAUUUUGCUUGACCCAAUUCUGUUAUUUUUUAUGAGCUGUUCAAUUUAUGGUGUCUUUAAGGUUCGAUCGCUUACUGAUUCUGGUCUUGAGCCAUUUUCCACAAGAAUGUUAUGUUGGCAGUUAUACUUGGGCGCUUCACUUGCUUGUACAAUGUCUGUUAAAUUUGUCGGUCUGUUUGUUGUUCUUUUCGUCGGUCUUCGAACUAUUGCCGAUUUGUGGAAUGUGCUAGGUGACCUAUCAAAGCCUGUGAGUUUGACGAUAAAGCAUCUCAUCGGAAGAAGCAUUACUCUCAUAUUGUGGCCAAUCGUACUGUAUGUUUUCUUUUUCUGGAUUCAUCUAACAGUUCUCAGUAAAAGUGGCAACGGAGAUGGCUUCUACUCGUCUGGUUUCCAAGCACGCUUGGAAGGUAACAGCCUUCACAAUGCUAGCGCACCUCGAGUUCUCGCGUAUGGUGCUAUCAUCACCUUAAAGAACCAUCGAACAGGUGGAGGGUAUUUACACUCUCACCACCAUUUGUACCCAGCCGGAGUAGGAGCGAGACAGCAGCAGAUAACGACGUACACGCACAAGGACGACAACAACCGCUGGCAGGUGCGCGCGUGGGGCGGCGCGGCGGGCGCGGGGGGCGCGGGCGGCGCGGCGCGCGUGCGCAGCGGCGACCUGCUGCGCCUCACGCACGCGGCCAGCGCGCGCAACCUGCACUCGCACCGCGAGCGCGCGCCGCUGUCGCCCAAGCUGCUGCAGGUCACCGGCUACGGGGAGGACGGCGUCGGCGACGCAAACGACGUGUGGAAGGUUAUCAUAUCCGGUGGCAAAGAUGGAGACGAAAUUCAAACCGUUCGCAGCAAAAUUAUGUUCGUGCACUACUUGCAGGCGUGCGCUUUAACGACGACCGGCAAACAACUGCCGAAGUGGGGCUUCGAGCAGCAAGAGGUCGCAUGUAAUCCCAAUUUGCGAGACAAGAACGCGCUUUGGAACGUCGAGGACAACAUAUUCGAUCAGUUACCAAAGAUGAGUUUUGAAGUUUAUGCAUCGGGUUUUCUGGAACGCUUGUUCGAGUCUCAUGCAGUGAUGCUGCAGGGAAACGCUGGCCUUAAACCUAAAGAGGGAGAAGUAACCUCGCAACCCUGGCAGUGGCCCAUCAACUAUAGAGGUCAGUUUUUUUCAGGAAGUGCUCACAGAAUAUACCUACUCGGCAAUCCAGUUGUAUGGUGGGCUAAUCUAGCAUUUCUCGUCAUAUUUUUUAUUGUAUUCAUUUACAAUUCAGUGAGGGAAAAACGAGCAAAAGCGUUUGGGAAAAAAAUACAAGAAACCGGCGACGGCGACGGCGACGGCGACGGCUCGCUGCUGAACGCGGCGGGCUGGAGCUGCGCGGGCUGGGCGCUGCACUACGUGCCGUUCUGGGCCAUGGGCCGCGUGCUUUACUUCCACCACUACUUCCCCGCGCUCGUGUUCAGCUCCAUGCUCACCGGUAUUCUGACAGUGUAUUUACUGAGAAACCUAAGACGUUACUUGAGCCAGGAGUUGGGCAAAACGGCAUACCAGUGUGCCAUGGGUCUAGUGAUAUCCACUGCCGUAUAUAGUUUCUACUUGUUUUCGCCCCUCGCUUACGGAAUGAACGGGCCUUUGUCCAAUGAGCCCAACUCAACGAUGGCUGGACUAAAAUGGCUGGAGUCAUGGGAAUUUUAAAUUAGAAAUAGUAAUAAAUAUU
This is a messenger RNA of Vanessa tameamea, 2318 nucleotides long. It is a transcript of the gene twisted, whose product is annotated as twisted. The transcript is spliced from 16 exons. NCBI's taxonomy places the organism in Eukaryota, Metazoa, Arthropoda, Insecta, Lepidoptera, Nymphalidae. Gene Ontology annotation, cellular component: endoplasmic reticulum; membrane. The record is from RefSeq and is a predicted model, not a curated record. The coding region runs from base 149 to 2296 and encodes 715 amino acids. Gene Ontology annotation, biological process: protein O-linked glycosylation via mannose. Gene Ontology annotation, molecular function: dolichyl-phosphate-mannose-protein mannosyltransferase activity.